GUAAAAUCACUCAUCCAAUGACCUUACGCUAUCUAUAAAUACUAAGUAAAACAAGUCUAUCAUCCAUACCACAAACACAUCAUCAUAUAUUGCCACGUUAUAUGAAAAGUUUUUAAAUCAAUAUAUUGUACGAAGAGGAUUCAACAUGUCAGAGAAAAAGCUGAUAACUUCAGCCGUGCAGAAAGCCACAAAUGUUACUUUUCAAGAAAACCUUGUUGGUCGUGAUAAGAGAGGUCAGGUCCUAGGACAAGGCAAUCGUUUCUUGGGAUGCACUGUUUGGUUGACUGGACUCUCAGGAGCAGGAAAGACAACUCUUUCAUUUGCUCUGGAAAAUUAUUUGGUCAGUCAAGGAAUUCCAUCAUACAGUUUGGAUGGAGACAACGUAAGAACUGGUUUGAACAAGAAUCUUGGAUUCACACCUGAGGAUCGUGAAGAGAACAUCAGACGUAUUUCUGAAGUUGCUAAGCUAUUUGCUGAUGGUGGAAUAGUAUGCCUGACAUCCUUCAUCAGUCCGUAUGAAAGGGACAGAGCAAAGGCCAGAGAAUUGCAUGAGAAAGCAGGACUAAAGUUUGUGGAGGUAUUUGUAGAUACCCCACUAGAAGUUUGUGAAGAGAGAGAUGUCAAAGGACUGUACAAGAAGGCCAGAGCUGGACAAAUUAAAGGGUUUACUGGUGUAGAUUCAGCUUAUGAGCCACCUUCUAAUCCUGAUGUUAGAGUGAAGGCUAGUGAAUUUAUUGUGGAUGAAUGUGUUAAUCAGAUCGUUCUACAUCUCAUGGAAUUGGGAGUAGUUCCUUCUACAGCAGUAAGGAGCGUAAAGGAGUUGUUUGUACAAGAGAACAAACUAGAAGCUGCCAAGGCAGAAGCUGAAGCGCUCCCAUGUAUGGAGAUCAAUAAGCUUGAUACUCAGUGGGUACAAGUUUUAUCAGAAGGUUGGGCCACACCAUUGAAUGGUUUCAUGAGGGAGAGAGAAUACUUACAAUGUCAGCACUUUGGGUGUUUGCUAGAUGGAGGUGUAACAAAUCAGUCUGUCCCUAUUGUACUUCCUGUGUGUACUGAAGAUAAAGAGAGAUUGAAGGAUUGUACUGCCUUCACGUUAAAGUACGAAGGGAAAAAUAUAGCAAUCAUUCGAGAUCCAGAAUUCUAUGCACAUAACAAGGAGGAGAGAUGUUGUAGACAGUUUGGGACUAGUAAUAAGGGCCAACCAUAUGUCAAGAUGAUAUAUGAAAGUGGUGAUUGGUUGGUUGGUGGUGAUUUGUCCGUGUUAGAACGGAUAACUUGGAACGAUGGUUUAGAUGAAUAUAGGUUAACACCAUUAGAACUAAGGGCAGAAUUUAGAAGACUUGGGGCAGACGCAGUGUUUGCAUUUCAGCUACGCAAUCCUAUACACAAUGGACAUGCUCUAUUAAUGGCAGAUACAAAGAGAAGACUUAUAGACAAAGGAUACAAAAAACCCACCCUUCUACUACAUCCUCUAGGUGGUUGGACAAAAGAUGAUGAUGUACCUUUACCUAAUCGUAUAGAACAACAUAAAGCUAUAUUAGAAGAAGGUGUAUUAGAUCCAGAAUCAACAGUGUUAGCCAUAUUCCCAUCACCAAUGAUGUAUGCUGGUCCAACAGAGGUACAGUGGCAUGCCAAAGCCAGAAUGGCCACAGGAGCAAACUUUUACAUAGUGGGUAGAGAUCCAGCAGGAAUGCCACAUCCAGAUGGAGGGAAAGAUCUGUUUGACCCUACACAUGGGGCAAAGGUUUUAACAAUGGCACCUGGUCUCACACAGUUAGAAAUAGUACCAUUCAGAGUUGCAGCAUACAACACAAAACUCAAAUGUAUGGAUUUCUAUAAUCCAGAAAAGAAAGAAGAUUUUGAGUUUAUAUCUGGCACCAAAAUGAGAAAGUUAGCCAGAGAAGGCCAAUACCCACCAGAUGGGUUCAUGGCACCAAAGGCAUGGAAGGUCCUUCAAGCAUAUUACCAAUCUUUGAACAACCAAUAACACUUAACUCGGAACAAAAAAUCUAUGUGAUAAUGGGAUCGACAAAUUGUGGGACCAUAUUUUAUUCAAGAAGUUGUACUUCUUAUAUUUACCUUUAAUGAAAUAUGUUUCAAAUAUGUCUAUUAUUUAGAGAGAAAAAAAUUCUUUUAGAAAUAUUUACAAAUUACGCAAAUGGUUUUAAUAGGGGUCUGAUUAGAAUUAUGUAAAGUAUAAUAUUUUAUAAAAAGUCUGCAUAGUUCCCCUCUUUUCUCAAGUUUUUUUUGCUAAAAAAGUUUAAAUUUUCUAUUAAAUUUUUAUUUUGGAAAUUUUUAAAAUCCAAAAUUAGUUUAAUACAAAAUAGGUAGUAUAUAACAACCCACAUCUUUAUGUGUGGUAAAAUAUAGUGUAAAUACUGAUACACAAUGUAAUUACAGUUCUACUUUUAAAGAUUUAUUUUUCAAUCCUUCUUUACUAUGGAUAUUAUUUGUUUGAGGUUGUACAGAUUUUUUUAAAGUGUUAUAUUUUUACACCAAGAAUUUGAAUAAUUUGAAAGAAAAUUUUAUUGAAUAUUUUUCAGUUGUGAAAAUCAUCACUGCCAAAAGGUAAAAGUUAUUGACAAAUCUUCCUACAUUUUUGUAAUCCAAUUGUUGGAUAUGCUUUCUACAAAUAUAUUUGUUUGUUUUUUGUAACUUGCAUUAAUGAAUCAGUGUCAUGCUAUAGAAGUAUAUUUUAUCCUUUAUUUAUUAUAUCUUUGUAUUGGCUAUUUAUCAAUCUGCUGCACAGAACUUUUAUGAAAUUUAUAUUUUACAUAUUUCUGAAUGCCAUGUUACUUGUAUCAAAAUUUUAAGUAUUUUUUUAUUGUUUGUUAGAAGAGAAAAUAUAUUUUGGUUGAAUUUCAAAGAUUUUAGAUAUACAUUUGUGACUUAG
Molecule: messenger RNA, 2893 nt
Organism: Mytilus trossulus (common blue mussel)
Lineage: Eukaryota; Metazoa; Mollusca; Bivalvia; Mytilida; Mytilidae
Product: bifunctional 3'-phosphoadenosine 5'-phosphosulfate synthase-like
Exons: 12
Coding region: 146-1987 (613 amino acids)
Biological process (GO): 3'-phosphoadenosine 5'-phosphosulfate biosynthetic process; sulfate assimilation
Molecular function (GO): ATP binding; adenylylsulfate kinase activity; sulfate adenylyltransferase (ATP) activity
Source: RefSeq, a predicted model, not a curated record